GAGCAGAGAAUAAGAGCAACAUCGCACAUUUACUGUAGAACAUACAAAGAGGAACCGUUGGGUUGGGCUUGGGCUCACCACAAACUUGCCUUAUAUCAGUGUCACUGUAUCUGAGCUGCUGCCCAUGUUGAAGAGUUUGAGGUGGGAGAGAGAAGCAGCAGAGAGAAUAUAAGGGGGACAGUAUCGGCAUGUCUCCCUCUUUCCUGGCUCCCCUCAUCCUUACUGUGCUUGGGGUGCAGAUCACUUGCUCCAAUGGAAACCCUGAAACAGGCCAAUGUAAUGUCUCCGAGAUAAAUGGAAUAAACAGGACGGUUGGAGACAAGGACCAUUAUGAGACUGGGGGAUCAGUGAGCGUGUGGUGCAGCCCAGGGUAUGACCCGAGGAACAAGACAAUAACAUGUCGGAGCAAUGGGAUGAGUGUCAUGUGGGAUGAUCCUGUUCCCUGCACAGAACGGUGCAAGGAAUCAGAUCUCUCCCGAGAUAUACGUGUGCAUCUUGUCCCAUUGCAAGAUUAUUAUCCCCCCAAUACUGAGGUGUCUGUGAGGUGCCCACUGGGAUAUAAACCCUCACACAAGACAAUAACUUGUAAGGCUCAACAUGGUCACAAUGUGUGGGAUGAAGCAGUUAUUCGCUGUGUAGAACAAUGUGCAAAGCCGACAGGACUAGGAAUCAUUUCAUUAUCUGAGGAGAAAGAUUUCUAUGAUCUGUGGGAAUCUGUAAUAGUGACCUGUGCCCGGGGGUAUCAUGCCGUGUCUGGGGCAAUUACAUGUGAGUGGCAAGGAACCCGCAGUGAUUGGAAUGAGCCGGACCUCUGUAUUGUUCUGAUAAAACCCCAUUUCACCCAGUUUCCGAGCACUAGUGAUACGCUGCUUAAAUGGCGACUUUCAGAGGGACGCAAAGUCUAUGUUGGACUCCAGCUGAACAUCUCAGCUCAUAGAGAAUACGACUUGUCCUUCUAUAAAACAGAAUCUCAUUGGCUGAGACCCAACGUGAGGGAGUUUAAUAUGGAGCUCAAACAUGGAACCAACUACACUGUGACUCUCCAAGGCUUCACUUCAGCUGGACCUGGGGAACCUGCAGUCUGGACUCAUGAGACUCCUAUAGCAGAGCCUCCACCUCCACUAAAGAAGAAGAUAGAAAUUGGUGACAGUACAGCAACCUUCAAGCUACACCCUGUUCCUGACUUGAAUGGACCCAUUAGUUCCUAUGAGAUAAUUGUGACCAGGGGAUGGAAUGGGAGCUUGAGCCAUUUAUGCACAAGUUAUACCAGUACAGAAUCCAACUCCAGUCAUAUCCCAAGUGUGUACACUGCAAUGUUAGUCCCAGCCAUGAAUCUUAAAAAGAGCAGAACAUUCACCCUCGGAGAUGGCUUGUACUAUAAUGGUUUUUUCAAUUCUCCUAUGAACCCUGAAUUGAACUACAAAGUCUACUUGAGAGUCACCAGUAGAUGGAAGGAGGUGAAAAAGGCAUCAUGCACUUGCUUUGACCCCUAUGUAGCACUAAAAUUGGAAAUCACUCACUUUCCAAAUCUCACAGAAAACUUGUUACAAUGGAGGAGAGUUGGGGGAAGUAGAAGGAACAUCACAGGGUACCAGCUCAAUACGUUGGUCUGGAAGGAAAAUACUGUGAUAGAGGAAGAAUCCCACCAGUUCCCCCCUAAUGUGACAGAAUACAGAAUUCCCAUGGAAGCAGACACCAAUUAUAUGGUUACAGUACGGGGUCUCACUGCUGCUGGGCCUGGGGAAGCCUCAGUCUGGAUCUCAGGUAACCGUAAAGCUGCAGGUGCCUCAGACUCAUAUUUCCGGGUGUCGCUGGUGCUGAAGCCGCUGUUUCUGAUUAUUCUGAUCCUCGUCCUCUUGUGCUUUACUGUGAAGGAAAAGUGGGAGCAAAACAGGACAGAUUUCUCUGCUUUCCGAAAUAUCAUCAGUUGCCUGUUUCAGGAAGAGAAGAGGCACCAAGGAAGAACAGAGAGAGGGGGCAGUGAGAGGACGGUACCCCUGUAAGACUGUUCCACUAACUGCCCCUUCUGCCCCUCCAGCUGUCCCCAGGCCUCUGUAUUCUCCAUCAACUGUCACAUGUGGGAAAUGAAUGAGGAAACUACCAUGUAGUAUAAAGUCUAUAAUAAAGAUGCAUCAUAAUCCCAUUAAAAUUUAGCAAAUGUUAUACCUGAGGAAUCUGUAUCCUGAGAAAUAAAAUCUCCAGUCCUGUC
Molecule: messenger RNA, 2209 nt
Organism: Xenopus laevis (African clawed frog)
Lineage: Eukaryota; Metazoa; Chordata; Amphibia; Anura; Pipidae
Exons: 15
Coding region: 189-2003 (604 amino acids)
Source: RefSeq, a predicted model, not a curated record